AUGGGAAAUAGUGGACUUUGUGGUAAACCGCUAGAAAACAGCUGCCCUGAAUCUGAUGGUAAAUCAUAUGCUGGAGAAUCUGGUGAUCAAGAAGGUGGCAAGGAAUCUGAUUUUUAUUGGUUUUAUGCUGGUAUGGGACCUGGUUUUGCUGUUGUUCUCUUGGGAUUUUUCAGUGUCCUAUAUUUCAACAACUCAUGGCGCUAUGCAUUUUUGAGAUUUCUGGAGAACUUGUUUAAUAAAAGUAUGGGUAGAAAUUGCACUGCUAAAAGAGAACUAGGAUUGCCGCGGCCACCAGCAGCAGCAGCAGCAGCAGUUGCAGGGUCAAUGGAGGACGAAACCCAAUCCGCAAACGGUUGUUCUACGACUACCUUGAAGACGUCGGAUCACCUGCGCCAUGUGGAGUCGAUGAGCACCCUGCCCUCCGGCGCCGGUCCAAUAUCCAGAUUGAAUGCCGUUAUCCUGGGGGAGUCUCUAGCCUCAGAGGAGGAUCAUCUGGUUUUCCCCAGCGAGGCCUUCUCCAUGCAGGCUCACGUUCCUUCACCCCAGAAGUACUUGGAGACGUAUGCAAGGUCAAUCGAGGACCCCGCAGGAUUUUGGUCAGAAAUGGCCUCAGGGUUUUUCUGGAAAGAGAGAUGGGGCCCACAGGUUUACGCUGAGAAUCUUGAUAUUCGUAAAGGCAAAAUCAAUAUCGAGUGGUUCAAAGGUGGAAUCACCAACCUAUGCUACAACUGUUUGGAUCGAAUCAUUGAAUCCGGAGAUGGUGACAAAAUUGCAAUUUUCUGGGAAGGAAAUGAACCUGGUUUUGAUGGCACCUUAACUUACAAACAACUGCUGGCUAGAGUUUGUCAGCUUGCAAAUUGGUUGAAAGAUGUUGGUGUCCGCAAGGGAGAUGCUGUGGUCAUAUACUUGCCCAUGCUUAUGGAACUACCCAUUUCUAUGCUUGCAUGCAGUCGCAUUGGUGCUGUUCACUCUGUGGUAUUUGCAGGAUUCUCUGCUGAAUCACUCGCCCAGAGAAUCAUGGAUUGCAAACCCAAGGUUGUCAUAACUUGCAAUGCUGUUAGAAGAGGUUCCAAGAUUAUCUAUCUAAAGGACAUUGUUGAUGCUGCCCUUGCAGAAUCUGCCCGAAAUGGCAAUCCUUUGGACGUUUGCUUGACAUAUGAAAAUGAAUCAGCCAUGAAGAGGGAAUCUACAAAGUGGCAAGAGGGAAGAGAUAUAUGGUGGCAGGAUGUUGUUCCUAAACACCCCACUACUUGUGCUGUGGAAUGGGUUGAUGCAGAGGAUCCACUUUUCCUCCUGUAUACUAGCGGGAGUACUGGAAAGCCAAAGGGUGUCCUGCAUACAACUGGAGGCUACAUGGUAUACACUGCAACAACUUUCAAAUAUGCAUUUGACUACAAGCCAUCAGAUGUAUACUGGUGUACAGCUGACUGUGGUUGGAUUACUGGGCACAGCUACGUUACAUAUGGACCUUUGCUAAAUGGAGCAACUGUUGUGGUUUUUGAAGGGGCUCCAAAUUAUCCAGAUGCUGGGCGGUGUUGGGACAUUGUUGACAAAUUCAAGGUGUCAAUAUUCUACACCGCCCCCACAUUGGUGCGGUCGCUAAUGCGUGAGGGAGAUCAGUACGUCACCCGUUAUUCACGCAAGUCCUUACGAGUGCUUGGAAGUGUGGGUGAGCCGAUCAAUCCAAGUGCAUGGAGGUGGUAUUUUAAUGUAGUUGGAGAGUCAAGGUGCCCUAUAUCUGACACUUGGUGGCAAACUGAGACUGGUGGUUUUAUGAUUACUCCUUUGCCUGGAGCAUGGCCUCAGAAACCUGGUUCUGCUACAUUUCCAUUUUUUGGAGUUCAGCCUGUCAUAGUAGAUGAAAAAGGUGCUGAAAUUGAAGGCGAGUGCAGUGGAUAUUUGUGUGUGAAAAGCUCAUGGCCAUCCGCAUUUCGAACUCUUUAUGGAGAUCAUGAAAGAUAUGAAGCUACAUACUUUAGUGCAUUUCCUGGCUAUUACUUUACUGGCGAUGGCUGCACCAGGGACAAAGAUGGCUAUUAUUGGCUCACUGGAAGAGUUGAUGAUGUUAUUAAUGUCAGUGGACAUCGCAUUGGUACUGCUGAAGUGGAAUCUGCUCUAGUUUCACACCCUCAGUGUGCUGAAGCUGCUGUUGUUGGUGUUGAGCAUGAGGUCAAAGGACAGGGCAUAUAUGCAUUUGUUACCCUAGUAGAAGGUGUUCUAUACAGUGAAGAUCUGCGAAGAAGUCUUAUACUAACAGUGAGAAACCAGAUUGGAGCAUUUGCAGCCCCAGACAAAAUACACUGGGCGCCUGGCCUUCCGAUGACGAGAAGUGGAAAGAUAAUGAGAAGAAUUUUGAGAAAAAUUGCUUCCAGACAGUUGGGUGAGCUUGGGGACACAAGCACGCUUGCAGAUCCAAGUGUUGUUGAUGAGCUGAUCAAACUCGUUGACUGCUGA
Messenger RNA from Coffea eugenioides, 2454 nucleotides. RefSeq names its product acetyl-coenzyme A synthetase, chloroplastic/glyoxysomal-like. The coding region runs from base 1 to 2454 and encodes 817 amino acids. NCBI's taxonomy places the organism in Eukaryota, Viridiplantae, Streptophyta, Magnoliopsida, Gentianales, Rubiaceae. The record is from RefSeq and is a predicted model, not a curated record. Gene Ontology annotation, molecular function: acetyl-CoA synthetase activity; AMP binding. The transcript has 19 exons.